Molecule: messenger RNA, 6876 nt
Organism: Numida meleagris (helmeted guineafowl)
Lineage: Eukaryota; Metazoa; Chordata; Aves; Galliformes; Numididae
Gene: CDC42BPB
Product: CDC42 binding protein kinase beta
Biological process (GO): actomyosin structure organization; peptidyl-threonine phosphorylation
Cellular component (GO): cytoskeleton; cytoplasm
Molecular function (GO): ATP binding; protein serine/threonine kinase activity
Source: RefSeq, a predicted model, not a curated record
CGCCGGGGCGAGGCCGGAGCGGGAGGCCGGGCGCGGCCCAUGGACCGGCCGCGCCUGAGGCGGAGCCCGUGGAAGGAGCCGCUCGGCCCCGGAGCGGCCGUGAGGGGCGGGAGGCGGCGCGGCUGAGCGGCCCCGGGGCCUUGCGCGCCGCCGUCCGCCGGUUCGGCUGCCCGGCACCAUGUCGGCCAAGGUGCGGCUGAAGCGGCUGGAGCAGCUGGUGCUGGACGGGCCGCAGCGCAACGACAGCGUGCUGAGCGUGGAGACCCUGCUCGACCUGCUGGUCGGCGUCUAUGCCGAGUGCAGCCGCGACUCGCCGCUCCGCCGCGACCGAUACGUGUCCGACUUUCUCGAGUGGGCAAGACCAUUUACAAAAUUGGUAAAGGAGAUGCAGCUUCAUCGCGAUGACUUUGAAAUUAUAAAAGUGAUUGGAAGAGGUGCAUUUGGUGAGGUUGCAGUUGUUAAAAUGAAGUGUACAGAGCGCAUUUAUGCAAUGAAAAUUCUAAAUAAAUGGGAAAUGCUUAAAAGGGCAGAGACAGCUUGUUUCCGAGAAGAGAGAAAUGUCUUGGUGAAUGGAGAUUGCCAGUGGAUUACUACAUUGCACUAUGCCUUUCAAGAUGAGAACUAUUUGUAUCUAGUGAUGGACUACUAUGUUGGUGGUGACUUGCUGACGCUUCUCAGUAAGUUUGAAGACAAACUUCCUGAAGAUAUGGCAAGGUUCUACAUUGGUGAAAUGGUGCUUGCAAUACAUUCCAUACAUGAGCUGCAUUAUGUGCACAGGUGCAGUCCUCCGUCGCAGUGGGUACGCCUGACUACAUCUCCCCUGAGAUACUGCAAGCCAUGGAAGAUGGAAUGGGAAAAUAUGGGCCUGAAUGUGACUGGUGGUCACUAGGAGUCUGCAUGUAUGAAAUGCUUUAUGGUGAAACACCUUUUUACGCAGAGUCAUUAGUGGAAACCUAUGGGAAGAUUAUGAAUCACGAAGAACGAUUCCAGUUUCCAUCCCAUGUUACAGAUGUGUCUGAAGAAGCAAAAGAUCUUAUUCAGCGACUUAUCUGCAGUAGGGAACGUAGGCUGGGACAGAAUGGAAUAGAGGAUUUUAAGUCUCAUGCAUUUUUUGAAGGACUUAACUGGGAUAACAUCCGAAACCUAGAAGCACCUUAUAUUCCAGAAGUUAGCAGUCCAUCUGACACCUCAAACUUCGAUGUAGAUGAUGAUGUAUUAAGAAAUCCAGAAGUGGUGCCACCAAGUUCUCAUACAGGCUUUUCUGGACUGCAUUUACCCUUUGUUGGGUUUACGUACACGACUGAUAGCUCUUUAUCUGAUAGAGGCACUUUGAAGAGUGCAGUGCAGUCUGACACUGUAACCAAAGAUGCGGAUGUACAGCGUGACUUGAAGAACACUUCACAAAUAGAAGGUUAUGAAAAGAAAAUACGGAAAUUAGAGCAAGAAAAGCAGGAUUUGAACAGAAAACUGCAAGAAUCUACGCAGACAGUGCAAAACCUCCAAGGUCCAGUGUGUGUUGCAGUAAAUACAAACCGUGAUAAGGAAAUAAAAAAAUUAAAUGAAGAAAUUGAACGGUUGAAGAACAAAUUAACAGAUGUAAGUAAACUGGAAGGACAGCUUGCAGAUGCAGUGGCUUUUCGACAAGAGCAUGAAGACUCUAUGCAUAAGUUGAAAGGACUGGAAAAGCAGUGCCGAGUAUUACGGCAAGAAAAGGAAGACCUUCAUAAGCAACUUGUAGAAGCCUCAGAGAGAUUAAAAACACAAUCCAAAGAGCUGCGGGAUGCCCACCAACAAAGAAAGCUGGCCGUGCAGGAAUUCUCUGAGCUCAGUGAGAGGAUGGGAGACUUGCGGUCUCAAAAGCAGAAACUGUCCCGACAACUUCGUGACAAAGAGGAGGAGGUGGAAGUGAGCUUGCAGAAAAUUGAUGCUAUGCGACAGGACAUCCGUAAAUCAGAGAAAAUCAGAAAAGAGCUGGAAUCCCAACUUGAAGAAGUUACAGCAGAAGCAUCAAAAGAACGCAAGCUUCGUGAACACAGUGAAGUCUUCUGCAAACAACUGGAAAAUGAACUGGAAGCUCUGAAGGUGAAGCAAGGAGGGCGGGCAGCAGGUGCCACACUCGAACAUCAGCAGGAGCUUUCCAAAAUGAAGUCUGAGCUGGAAAAGAAAAUCUUGUUCUAUGAAGAGGAGCUGGUCCGGCGAGAAGCAUCACACGUUCUAGAAGUAAAAAACGUGAAAAAGGAAGUACACGAUUCAGAGAGCCAUCAGCUUGCACUGCAGAAAGAGAUCAUGAUACUAAAGGAUAAAUUAGAGAAAACGAAGCGAGAGAGGCAUAGUGAAAUGGAGGAAGCAGUGGGAUCAAUGAAAGAGAAAUAUGAGCGUGAAAGAUCUAUGCUCUUGGAAGAUAACAAAAAGCUAACAACAGAAAAUGAGAAGCUUUGCUCCUUUGUGGACAAAUUAACAGCACAGAACAGGCAGCUAGAAGAUGAGCUCCAAGACCUAGCAGCAAAGAAGGAGUCUGUUGCUCACUGGGAAGCUCAGAUUGCAGAAAUUAUUCAGUGGGUGAGCGAUGAGAAAGAUGCUCGUGGCUAUCUCCAGGCAUUAGCCUCCAAAAUGACCGAAGAACUAGAAUCUUUGAGAAGUUCCAGUCUGGGGUCACGUACACUGGAUCCACUUUGGAAAGUGCGACGCAGUCAGAAGUUGGAUAUGUCAGCUAGGCUGGAAUUACAGUCUGCCCUUGAUGCCGAAAUUCGUGCCAAGCAACUAGUUCAGGAAGAGCUACGAAAAGUUAAAGAUGCAAACAUAUCUUUUGAAAGUAAAUUAAAGGAAUCAGAAGCAAAAAACAGAGAAUUGUUGGAAGAGAUGGAAGGCUUAAGGAGAAAACUGGAAGAAAAAUACAGAACAGAUUCAGGUCUCAAACUUCCAGACUUUCAGGAUUCCAUUUUUGAAUAUUUCAACACCUCUCCUCUUGCACGUGAUCUGACCUUCAGAACCGGCUCCAUUAGUGAGCAGGAAACACAAGGUCCCAAAUCAGAAGUUUCACCAUCUACUUCAGUUGUAACUGCAGAGCAGCAACAAGAAUUUUUUGUGAUUCAGGAACCAAUUCGGCUUCAGAGGAUGCCUGCUGCUCCUUCCCCCACCAUUCAGUCCAUUUCUCUAGCUGUACCAAAGCCUAAAGCUCACCAGCUCAAUAUCAAGUCAUUUACAAGCCCUACUCAGUGCAGUCAUUGCACCUCUCUUAUGGUGGGAUUGGUUCGACAAGGUUAUGCCUGUGAUGUGUGUUCAUUUGCAUGCCAUGUUUCCUGCAAGGACAGCGCGCCUCAGGUCUGCCCUAUACCACCUGAGCAAGCCAAAAGGCCUCUUGGUGUGGAUGUGCAAAGAGGAAUAGGAACUGCCUAUAAAGGUUAUGUCAAGGUUCCAAAGCCUACAGGAGUCAAGAAAGGGUGGCAGAGAGCCUAUGCGGUUGUCUGUGACUGUAAACUCUUCUUAUAUGAUGUGCCUGAAGGAAAAUCCACCCAACCUGGAGUUGUUGCAAGUCAAGUCCUGGAUCUCAGAGAUGAAGAUUUUUCUGUGAGCUCUGUCCUAGCGCCGGAUGUAAUACAUGCAACUCGGAAAGACAUCCCUUGUAUAUUCAGGGUGACAGCUUCUCUCCUAGGUUUGCCUUCAAAGUCUUGUUCUCUGCUGAUCCUGACAGAAAAUGAGAAUGAGAAGAGAAAGUGGGUUGGAAUUCUAGAAGGGCUGCAGUCUAUCCUGCACAAAAACAGGCUGAAAAACCAGGUCGUGCAUAUUCCACAAGAAGCCUAUGACAGUACACUGCCUCUUAUUAAAGCCAGUUUAGCUGCUGCUAUCGUAGAUCGAGAUAGAAUAGCAAUUGGUUCAGAAGAAGGACUGUAUGUGAUAGAAGUGACCCGUGACGUGAUCGUCCGUGCUGCUGACUGUAAGAAGGUGUACCAGAUCGAGCUUGCUCCCAAAGAGAAAAUCAUCAUCCUCAUCUGUGGCCGGAACCAUCACGUUCACCUUUUCCCCUGGGCCUCUCUGGACGGAUCAGAAGGAAGCUUUGACAUUAAGCUUGCAGAAACUAAAGGCUGCCAACUGAUAACAACUGGAACGCUAAAGAAGAGCUCUGCGACUUGUUUGUUUGUGGCUGUUAAACGACAGGUUUUUUGCUAUGAAAUUCACAGAACUAAACCUUUCCACAAAAAAUUCAGUGAAAUUCAGGCUCCAGGAACUGUUCAGUGGAUGACAGUGUUCAAGGACAAGCUCUGUGUUGGCUACCAGUCUGGGUUCUCUCUGUUGACCAUCCAGGGAGAUGGACAAUCUAUAAACCUGGUAAAUCCUAAUGACCCCUCACUUAUGUUCCUCUCACAGCAGUCUUUUGAUGCCCUUUGUGCUGUGGAGCUCAGUAAUGAGGAAUACCUGCUUUGCUUCAGCCAUAUGGGAGUAUACGUCGAUUCGCAAGGUCGAAGGUCACGCAUGCAGGAACUAAUGUGGCCUGCAACUCCUGUUGCCUGUAGUUGCAAUUCUUCGUACGUAACAGUGUACAGCGAAUAUGGUGUUGAUGUAUUUGAUGUUAACACUAUGGAAUGGGUCCAGACUAUUGGCCUGCGAAGGAUCAGACCAUUAAACAUGGAUGGCACACUGAACCUCCUUAACUGUGAGCCACCAAGACUAAUAUAUUUCAAGAACAAGUUUGCAGUAGGAGCUGUCCUCAGUGUACCAGAAACAUCUGACAAUAGCAAAAAGCAAAUGCUUCGAACGAGGAGCAAAAGAAGAUUUGUAUUUAAGGUUCCCGAGGAAGAGCGAAUACAGCAGAGGCGGGAAAUGCUUAGAGAUCCGGAGCUAAGGUCAAAGAUGAUUUCUAACCCAACAAAUUUCAACCACGUGGCUCACAUGGGACCAGGAGAUGGAAUGCAGGUUCUCAUGGACCUCCCACUGAGCGUCUUACCCGCUGCACAGGAUGAAAAACCGUGUCCAUCUUCAGCUAACCUCUCCCGGCAGCAGCAGCAGCAGAGAAGCAAAACCUAUAUUUCGUGGCCCUCAUCAAGUGGCAGCGAUGUGGGAGGAGCCGUACCUUCCCGAAGUAUGUCUGAUCCUGACCAGGAGUUUGACAAAGAGCCUGAUUCAGACUCCACCAAACACUCUACUCCAUCCAACAGCUCAAAUCCCAGUGGUCCCCCAAGCCCCAACUCUCCUCAUAGGAAUCAGCUCACAUUAGAUGGACUGGACCAGUCAACCUGCGAUGCAUAACGCUGCAGCUCACACCGUUCUGGCUUCGGUCACCUGCUGCUCCACGGAGUACUCAAGAGCAGGGCAAAGCUGUCUCAUAUGCUAGUGCCAAGACUGACACCGAAUCUCUAGUGUUGUACAAGAAUAAUUAUAUAUCCAGAUUGUAGAUACAAACUAUUGAAAUGAAGAAAAUUCUUUACUAGAUAGCAAUUGAGCUUUUUAUGCAGAAUUGUUCACUGCUCGGUUACGGUUGAUUCCUUUCUGCACAGCUGUGACACAGUUUUAUUGCAUAGGAGCAUUUAAGGCCACCAGUAAAUAUUGUUAUUCUUACUCUGAAAAAGAAAUAGAGAGAGAUACUGAUAAUGUUGCUACAAUAUCAGGAAUAUUAUUUUUCUAUAGAAUGAUGUAAUAUCUCGUUAGCAGGAAAUCCUUUUAGACACAAUUUGGACCUCUGGAUAGGAAAUGCAAGCAGUCUAGUUACAUCCUCAGAAAAAUACACUUCUCCCUUUUGCCCGUAAUGGUUUGUUUCCUAAAUCUUAAGGAGAAUGCUAGGAAGCUGUCGGUUGUUCCCAACAUCAGUAGUAUGACCAGGAUGUCAAAUAAAAGUUGGUUAUAGUCUUGUGGCCUUUUAAUUCAUUUAGCCAUUGCAUAUUCAGCUGCAUAACAGUCUUUCUAUCUUUCUACCAACUUUUUAGUCUUGUACAUAGGACUACUACCGGUUAUCUUUUACCCACGCCCCGCUUGUUAGUCCUCAUCAAUCACAGUCAUUAGUCAGGGCUUUUAAAAUAUUGAUAAUUACUGCUGUGAAGAGAAUUUUGCUCAUAGUUCCUGCCUCUCUCCUUUUGAGAAGUCAUUUCUCCUGGGCUUUUUGGUGUAAGGACACACUACGUUGUUAGCUAGCAGGCCUUCUCGUGGACGCGUCGCCCUUGAAGUCUGCUGGAUCUAAGGGACUCUGUCGCACUAAAAUGUCAAUCUGGUUUAUUGGUUACCAAAGUAGAAUGUGAAGGAUGUGUAACUGGGGGUGCUGCUUUUCUCAUUAAAUGUAUCCUCAUCUGCAUGAAGACCCCAUGAUUAUUAAUCAAGUAUUGAUCAUGUAGAAAAAUGCACAACACACUCCUGUAUAUUUUGCUAUGGCCCACGUGCAGUGGUGAUGUUUUGCGUGUAUAUUUAAUCUCAUGCUUCCAUGUAUUAUACAUUUAGUAAUCAAAAGAUUUGUGACCAUGUUUCAUUAAAAGCUUGUAAUUAAUUCAGUGGCUGGCAUAUCCAGUUUGUCAUUGUCACACUAGUGUGCCUUCUGUGCCAAUUUUAUGACAGUUGGAUGUCACUUAUUUAAAAUUUGGUUUAAAUGGGCUAAUGAUAUACCAAUGGCUAAUGUUCUUUUCUGAAACACUGUAUAGGAUGUGCACUUAUCUUUAGUUAAAACCAAGUGUUCUAGUCAACAUUUAAUCCUGUUACGUUAAGUGUUGGACAGUACUUGCUCUUUUUCUCAGAUUAUUGAUAAAGGGGCUCAGUUAGAGCUGGACACUACUGCUUUGGGGGUUUUCUGGUUUUUACUUUUUUAAUGUAAGUCUGAGUCUUUGUAAUUAUUGAAUUGUGAGAACAUUUUUGAACAAUUUACCUGUCAAUAAAGCAGAAGAGGGAGGUUUUAAAGUU